Helobdella robusta is the source of this 405-nucleotide messenger RNA. RefSeq lists its product as hypothetical. The record is from RefSeq and is a predicted model, not a curated record. Lineage: Eukaryota; Metazoa; Annelida; Clitellata; Rhynchobdellida; Glossiphoniidae. The transcript has 4 exons. The coding region runs from base 1 to 405 and encodes 134 amino acids.
AUGAACAGCAACGACAUCGACAACAAAAACAACACCAACAUAUUACCAGCGAGACUUAAGAUGAAAAUAUGCAAGCGUGCCUCCAUGCUCUGCGGGCUCUUCAUAGUUGCCCUCUGGGCGACCGACAAUUUUUUUUACCUUUUCAUAUGCUUUCACUGCCUGUGCAUACACGCAUCAACACGCAAUAAUAUUAUAGCAGACCACGAGCAGAACACCCUGUGCUACUCGGUGAGUUCGGUUAACAGAAAAAUAUUAAAUUCAAACUACCCAGCAACAGACAGAGACAAGCAGGUCUGCCUGUGCAAAAGACGUACAGCAGGCAGUCCCUCAGUGAGAUGGAACAUACAGGAACACAUCAGCACAUCAGCACAUGAACGCCUUGAAGAAAUGCGAAGGAAGCAAUAA